This is a messenger RNA of Adineta ricciae, 2952 nucleotides long. NCBI's taxonomy places the organism in Eukaryota, Metazoa, Rotifera, Eurotatoria, Adinetida, Adinetidae. The record is from the annotation of a GenBank genome assembly.
AUGGCAGCAUCGAUAGUCACUGACUUUGGUAUAGCUUUGCAUGAUGUAGACAAAAACACGCCGGACAAAAUAAUCUUACGCUUUUUGAAGAAGUAUUCUACUGGCAACUAUAAGAUAAAUAAGCGCGGCACUCCUUAUCGUAAAAAUGGUGAAGAACGUCAACGGAUUUAUAUCGGAUUCGAUUCUCUGCAGAGUGUCGAUGAAUUUAUGCGACAACGACCUUUUACGUUCGAUGGUAAACUAUUGAAAGUUAUGCGAAGUUUACCGAAAAGUCGAUUAUAUGAUCGAAUGGUUACUGGUUUGAAAAUAAACAUAGAAUCAUUUCAAGAUGAACAUUUAUUGACUGAUAAAGUGAAUGAAAACGAUUUAAAAAAGCAUUUUCAAUACAAUGGAACGAUCCUUUCCAGCAAAUGGAUGAAUUCAGCUAAAACGGAAGCCUUAUUUCAAUUCGAGGAUUAUGAUGCAGUCGAUAGAAGCAUCAUCUGUAACCAAAUAUUGAAAAUUAAGGGGCGGAAAAUUGAUUUGGAAAAAUACAUCACAGACGCAGAUCGUAUCGCAAACAACGUUCCUUAUUGUAUUCAUGUUAGAAAUUUACCUGUUCGUGUUACAAGCGAAGAAUUAGCUGAUAUGUUCGAAGUUCGUAUUCCUUUUAUUCUUGUACAUCCAUGCUUUCUAAUCGAACAAGCGCAUUCAACUGAUGCUCGAACAACGAGCGAAGCUUGGAUAAAAGGAUUCAGGGACAAAGCAGAUGCACAACAUAUAGCUGAAAAAAACAGUGGCAAAACUCUGCGUAGAAAUCGUAUUGUAUGUCAAGUGAUGCAAGAAGAAAUCGACGAAGAUGAAUUGUGUACGAAGUUUUUAAAAGGUCAGUGUCCAUAUACAAAUGAUACGUGCCAUUUCAAACAUAUCAGUUGUGAUGAACCUGAUACUUGCGAAAAUCCGGAUUGUUGGUAUGGACAUACGGAUGUGCGCUCAACUAAACCGCAUUUUCGACCUCCACAGCGUUUGGAAGAUGCACGUUAUCGUGUCAAACUGAGCAAUCUACCUCCCGAUGUUACUCAUGAUGACCUUAUCAAGCGGUUGAAUAUCAAUUCGAAAUUUGACAAGCAUUUAAUUUUGCAACCAUCUGAUGGCAAUUCAACGAAGUCAUCAAUAACAGCUUACCUAGUACGACAACCAUCUGAAAAUAGACUUCGACAAUUGAUAAAUAAAUAUCAUGACACAUUUUAUUCGUCGACGAGACAACAAAGAAUACAAUGCCAAUUAGAAUUAGCUCAGGAGUUCUUCGAAUGGAAUGAUAAUGCGGAUAUAACUUCAUCGGUUAACAGCAGUCGAUGUGCAUCACCGACACGAAGUCUUGGGAGCACAUGUUCAAGUCGAAGUCGACUACAGCAGUCAUAUUCAUCCGUUGUUGCGGCUAAUACUGUUGAACACUCUCAAAUGAGUAAGCAGCCAUAUACAUCAUCGUCGAUUUCAACAAAUAGAUCAACUGUUCAAAAAGACGAACUCACCAGCUCAUCGCAGAGAUCGCAAACACAGACUACAGCUCGUUCAUCGCCUUCGGAUAUGUCACAACUGGCCGCCCAAUGGAAGUGGACCGGCGAAAUGAUGAAUAACGAUUCAUCUGAUACGGAUCAACAGUAUUGGUUGAAAAAUUCAUCGAAGAAAGGCACGAACGCCAUAAUAAAAAUCUACUCGUCAGGAAAUCAUGGGAAUACCUUAUUACGUGCACGCCGUGAGCGAAUUGCUCUACAACAGCUAAGUGAAUUGCGUAACUGUGUGCCGAAGAUAUGCGAAAGUAAUGUAGUCGAUGAAGCUUCAUCAAAAACAGAAUUCUGGACAAUUAUGAAGUUGAUGGAUGGCGAAAGACUUUCAGAUGAUCUAAAAGUUCAUGGUAAAGUUCCAUUGCUUGGAGCUUUAGAAAUCUGUCGAUCAUUGUUAAUGAUCAUCAAACAAGUUCACAAUCAGAAGAUUGUUCAUCGUGACAUUCAACCAAGAAACAUUCUUAUUCAACGAAAUUCAACAACAAAGGAUUUCAAAUUGAUGCUAGUUAACUUCACUUCGGCAUGGAUUGAUGGUAAUGAACUGAUUAGUUGCAUGAAACCUAUCGAGGAGCAAUGGAGCAGUGAAUUUUACUUAGUUCCACAGCUUGAAGAGAUCAAUUUUCAAACUAAUCAACAAGUUCAACCUUGUCAAUAUAGUCCUACAAUUGACGCAUCGGGCACCUGUGCUCUUCUCUUCUGGCUGCUCACUGGUCACAAACCAAGAGCAUCUCGUGAUAUAUCUGGCAAUGCACCGCAUCAAUUACGUGAUAACGUCAAAAUUAUCGAAAGCAAAAUUGGCGCUGUCACAAGUUUUAACGACGAUAGAAUUAUGUAUCAACAUAUAGAAACACAUUUAAGGCUAAUCUUCGAUCGUGGUUUUGCUCGUCCAGAUCAGCAAUGGUCAAUAGAUGAACUUGAUUACCAGCUUCAAUGCAUCAUCAUGCCACUCCAGAACAAACACGAGCGAACCGACUAUUUCCCUGUUUCAUCGACAGUUAAUACUAAUCCGACAUUGUCGGUGAUUCCUUUCGAAGAUCCGUUUGUCUGCAUGGUGUCAAUGAUAUAUAAUUUAAAAACUAGACUCGUCAAUCGUUUUCUUAAAUGCAUGGGUUGGUCAAGUCAAGGCAAAAACCAGUGGAUUACUGAAGAUAAACGGAUCGAAAAUCGUGAUAUGUUAAUCUUUGGGUAUCAGGGAACUAAUUUGACAAUUGAUAUUCAUUGGAAUGUCACAAUUUUAGAAAAUGAUCGAUUUAAGUUAGUUAUUAACGCAAAGGGUCCGGAUACAGUUAAUUCAGAAUUACCUCUUGGUAGUUGGAACAUCAGACAGCCAUCUACGGAUUUCGAAAUUUUAUUAAAAAGUGUGGAAUUAAAAAUAAAGAUUUUAAUUUGUAUUUUAUCACAAUCUUAA